Messenger RNA from Trachemys scripta elegans, 3605 nucleotides. RefSeq names its product TBC1 domain family member 13 (gene TBC1D13). The coding region runs from base 368 to 1342 and encodes 324 amino acids. NCBI's taxonomy places the organism in Eukaryota, Metazoa, Chordata, Testudines, Emydidae. The transcript has 12 exons. Gene Ontology annotation, molecular function: GTPase activator activity. The record is from RefSeq and is a predicted model, not a curated record. Gene Ontology annotation, biological process: intracellular protein transport; activation of GTPase activity.
CCGGGGGGCGGGGUCCGGCCCUGAAAGCGGCCCCCUCCCGGAGCGAGGGGCUCUUCCGCCGCGCCCCUCCUUUCCCUGGACGCUGGUGUCCCCCCCAGCCCGCCCCUCCCCCGGCACAUCCUCCCAAUCGAGGGGGCGCCCCAUAACUGAGCCCUGGGGCAGGAUUGCAGAAUUUCAGGAUGUCCUUGGGGAACCCGAGAUUGUUCUGCAGAAGCUCCGUGAACUCUGCUUUAGUGGGAUUCCUUUUGAUGGUGGGCUGCGCUGCCUCUGCUGGAAGAUCCUCUUGAACUACCUCCCUGUGGAGAAGGCCUUAUGGAGCACCUUGCUGAAGAAGCAGAGGGAGCUGUAUUCCCAAUUCCUGAAGGAAAUGAUUAUUCAGCCUGGGAUAGCGAAAGCCAACCUUGGUGUCUCCAGGGAGGAUGUGACCUUAGAGGACCAUCCACUCAAUCCGAACCCAGACAGCCGAUGGAACACUUACUUCAAGGACAACGAAGUGCUGCUGCAGAUAGACAAGGAUGUCAGGAGGCUGUACCCUGAUAUGGCAUUCUUCCAGCGCCCAACUGACUACCCUUGCUUGCUAAUCCUGGACCCCCAGAAUGAGUUUGAGACUCUCCGCAAGCGGGUGGAACAGACGACACUCAAGUCACAGACAGUGGCACGAAAUCGGAGUGGAGUCACAAAUGUGAGUUCCCCUCUUAAAACAUCUGCUCCGAAUUCAUUGAAUGAGUAUGAAGUUCUGCCUAAUGGCUGUGAAGCUCACUGGGAAGUGGUAGAACGAAUCCUGUUCAUCUAUGCCAAGCUGAAUCCUGGGAUCGCAUAUGUCCAGGGGAUGAAUGAAAUAGUGGGGCCUCUUUACUAUACCUUUGCUACAGAUCCCAACAGUGACUGGAAAGAACAUGCAGAAGCAGAUACAUUUUUCUGCUUCACCAACCUAAUGGCUGAGAUCCGGGACAACUUCAUUAAGAGCCUGGAUGAUUCUCAGUGUGGCAUCACUUACAAGAUGGAGAAGGUUUACUCCACCCUGAAGGAGAAGGAUGUGGAGCUGUACUUGAAACUGCAAGAGCAGAACAUCAAGCCCCAAUUCUUCGCCUUCCGUUGGCUGACGCUGCUGCUGUCCCAAGAGUUCCUGUUGCCAGACGUCAUCCGUAUCUGGGAUUCUCUCUUUGCCGAUGACAACCGCUUUGAUUUUCUAUUGCUUGUCUGUUGUGCCAUGUUGACACUAAUCCGAGAUCAAUUACUGGAAGGGGACUUCACUCUGAACAUGAGGCUGCUACAGGAUUAUCCCAUCUCUGAUGUACACCUGAUUCUGAAGAAAGCGAAGGAGCUUCAGGACUCCAAAUAGUCCAUAGGCCUGGCAGUGUGCGUGAGAGAAACUGUGCAGUAGUGUAUCCUAGGAGACUCCUUCCUAUAUGUGGUGCGUCGUCAGAGCUCCUACAAUCUCUGCUGGGCAUUUGGUUUUGUGUUCCAGUAAUUGGCCUUCUUGAAGACUUCCUUCUACUCUAUUAGGUCAAGGACUGCCUAUUUCCCCAGCUAGUCAGGUCCUGCACUCCAGGUUUUCCUAAUCUCAAACAACUCCACACUGCCUGAGCAGUGCUUUGUAUUUUUUUAAUGACUAAGUUUGGGAAGAUGGAAAUUGUUUAGCUACAUAUCUCUUGAAGUCUUAUGAAAUGAACUUUUGUGAUCAUAGCAUUAUGGAAGCAUGUGCUCGUGCACAGGAACUUCUGCAUUAGGGGAAGGGACAGGCUGGGACCAGUGGGAUUUUGGUGAGUAUAGAGAGAAGAACGUCUCCAUGUAAAUACAACAUGUCACUUUGAUGUCCUGCAUCCGGCUGGUUUGAGUAGCUGCUGGAUUUUGUUCCUUUCUGUCUGCAUCUUCUCAUUUCUUUUGGGUGCACAAAAAAAGUCCAGUUUCCUCCUGGUGGGUGGCAGAUGUGGAUUCAAAACAGCAGAGUCUCUUCCAUGGGAAAGAGACUUUAAAAAGCUGGAAUGGGAGAAUGCUAUUGCCGCUGGCUGCUUUGUGCAGUGAGAUUAUUUGCUCUCCAGUAGAGUCUGCCCCAGGAUUGCCUUAUCAAGGAGUUGUCUCCUUGGUGCUGAGUUUACUUGGAAGUUGGAACUAGAUAUGUGGUUUUAAUCAGUGUAGUUCAAAGAAGCCUUAUAUUACUCACAGCCUUAGAGCAGGGUCCCUGCUGCUGCUGAGACUGCUCGUCUUGAGCUGUGUUCAAUGCCGCUUCUAUGGAUUGUGCUUCACCCUAAUUCAAAGGCAGGAUAUCUAACUUCAAGCAGGCUCAUGAAGUACAAGGGAAAGGCCUCCAGUCCCAUGCUGCAAACAUAGGUGUCUUCAGAGGAGACUUAUUAACAGGGAUAAUAAUGGUUUUGCUCUUAAACUGUUUUUGCAUAAUAUUACCCAGAACACUCCAAGCCUUCUAUCUAAACCUGGAUAAGCUCUAGUCACGUAAUCUUCGCGUUGUCCUGUGGUACUCUUUGCUGGGAAGUGACUCAAACUCACAGAUCAGAUUAACAUCAAGCCAAUCUCUGGAUGUGAUCUACUGGAGCAAUUCAGUGGGAAUACCUGGUCCCUUGCGAGAGUCCCCUUCCCUAUGGGCAGUUCCUAAAGGAGGGAGAGCCAUGUGCUGUGGGGACAGUAAUACAGAGGGGGAUAUUUAUUAAUGUACUCCAUUCAGAUACAAAGGAUCCGGCCAGGUCUGCAUAAAUUGAGAUUAGUAUAGGGUAACCUGUAGCCUGCAAAUAGUGUUGGAAUGAUCGGAACUCCUGACCCACAGUUCGAGUCAGGGUGAUGGCUAUGGAAGAAACUUGAGUAGCUGAAUAUUCCAGCUGUUGCAAGAGCUCCCAAGCAAACGCUAACCGGAGGUGCUUUACUCUCCCCGUUAGUGAAGUGCUGGAUUGUCUCUGCAUAGCUGUCAAUGUGGGGACUGUUCUGUAUUUAAGUGUUUUGCAUUAUGUCUCUUUUAUUAGAGGUCAAUUUUUGUGCUUUCUCAGAGGUCUGCUCACCCUGCUGAUGAAACCUGGUAGCAGACUAGCCAUAAUUGUACCAUAACUGGGGGGUUGUUAGCCUUCAGAUGUCAGGUUCAUGCUGUGUUCCAACUCCUAAAGACUGGUCAAAGUUCUGUGUAGCUUAGUGAAUUUCUAGAGGGAGAGUUUAUCUUUGUUGGUGUUGGGGCUGUUAGCCGCUCUGAUAGUGCCUGACAUUUUUACUCUCGUACGCCUGUGCUGCUUCGGAGUAGCAGUUUCUGUGAACCAGAAUAAAUGUGCUAGUAAAAAGGAUGCAGCAGUGUCUUUCUGCUUGGAGGUGGAGGUGGAAUUUUAAACAAAGUGGUUGGUGGCCUCCCCUUUUACUGAAAUCCUUCCUAUGGGAUAGACUCUUUCCCAUAAGAAACGGGGCGGUUGAGAGAAUACCAUGGCUCUCACAGUUUACGAGCAACAAUGGCUGCUCCCCAUGCCUUUUAAUCACUGUGUCUCUGUUGGGCAGCGGCUGGUCCAAGAGACCAUGUGAUCCAUCUACGGAGCUCCCCUGUGCUAGAGAGGCCAGUACUAACUAGCCUUUUGUAAUUGUAAAGACUAUUGCUGCACACAGGCAUCAAACGGGAU